This is a messenger RNA of Glossina fuscipes, 1539 nucleotides long. RefSeq lists its product as uncharacterized. The transcript has 2 exons. Gene Ontology annotation, molecular function: DNA binding. Gene Ontology annotation, cellular component: nucleus; transcription regulator complex. Gene Ontology annotation, biological process: regulation of transcription by RNA polymerase II. The record is from RefSeq and is a predicted model, not a curated record. The coding region runs from base 426 to 1436 and encodes 336 amino acids. Lineage: Eukaryota; Metazoa; Arthropoda; Insecta; Diptera; Glossinidae.
AAAUACGUUAACAACCCACAUACCCACACCAAUAAGAAAACUACCAUUUUCAGCCGUAAAGAGGGGCAAGAAUGAGUAAACCACUGCAGUUGCGAAAAAAAAGAAAAAAAAAAAGAAAAACAAAACAAGUAAUGUAAGACUCGUAACGGAAGAAGCUUAUCCGGAAAAAAGUCAACAUUUACAAAACAGUUGUUGCUUUGUGUCGCCACACGCUUAACUCUACCUACGUAAUUCUCUUUUACUCUCAUUGCGGUAAAUAACGAAGAAUUAAAUAAUCUAAUGAGUGGUGGCUGAGCGAGGGCUCAGUUAGUUUCUGGUUUGUUGUUGAGUUGAUCUUGGUUUCAGUAUUGUACUGGAAUACGUCAAAUGCAUUGUGAGUUCACGCAAGGCGUCUUAAUAUUACGGUCAGUCAGUCAGUCAGUGAAAUGCAACAAAACAAUCAUAUCAGUAAUAACAGUAAUAGAACUGCGUUGCUUACAUCGCUGCCUAAUACAAUACAUGCAACAACAACAACAACUACAUCAUUUACGAACACUGCCAAGUUACCUAUAGAAACGGUUAAAUUAUUGAUAGCUUCAGUAUCGAGGCGUCCAAAUUUAUGGAUCCGGAAUAGUAAUGGGCAAAAACGCUGCGAUAUAAACGCUUUAUGGAAACAAGUUAGCCAAGAAAUUCACUUACCAGCCGAUAUCUGCCGUAUUAAAUGGGGUCACCUACGUGAUAACUUUCGUAAAGUUUUCAUACGUAACACAUUGUCCGGUGAACCGCCGACCACGUGGCGUUUUUAUAAUGAUAUGCGUUUCAUGGAAGCUGCUGUGGCUGAAAAUGUUAUGCGUCAGCAUAGGCUGAGAGAGCAAUCGUUGUACUGGCAAGAAUUGCAUCAUGCUGAACAAAAACAAAAAUCGACGGCCAAUAAUUUUUUCGAAUUACAUGACAACUACGAACGCAAUAUUCAAAAUCAAUUUGGUUUCCCCGAUUUAGCCGCCUACUAUGAAUCUUCUCGUGAACCUAUUAACAAACGCAUUAAAAUGGAACCGAAUGAAGCGAACAGUUCGCUAAUGGUUACAAAUGGCUUUACAAAAAGCAGUGUUUACAACGUCCCCGAUCGCAAUGAUCAGGACGACGAUGAAGAUGACGACGAUUACGAUGAAGAUGCAGCCUCUACCGAAGAUAAUUAUCAGCUAAUGGAAAAGCAACAUGAUCUGGAGAAGAUAAAAGUUGAAAACUCAAAAGAUGAAAAGAUUCCAACUGCAAUCAACGCCACAAAACGUGAUAUAAGUUCAAAUGCGGAGAGCGGUACGCAGGGUGACAUUCUAGAACACGACUCGGAUCGUAUGUUUCUGUUAAGUUUGCUACCGUAUUUGCGUAAAGUUGGCGAUCAGAGAAAGCUGAAAGUAAGACAAAAAUUGCAAAAUGUUUUAAUUGAAGAGUUCGGUUAGCAGUCGAAUUGGAAGAUUGCAAGUCGACGCGCUUAGAGUAUCUAUGGAAAAACAUUUAAACGAGAAUUGCUUUUCUAGUAUUUUUCCAAUUAUUUUCAUUGUU